This is a messenger RNA of Symbiodinium necroappetens, 4263 nucleotides long. The record is from the annotation of a GenBank genome assembly. NCBI's taxonomy places the organism in Eukaryota, Dinophyceae, Suessiales, Symbiodiniaceae.
GUUGGUCUGUGCUUUAUGGGUCGCAUUCAGGCUCGCGUGUGGUCGCCCCAAAUGGAAGGCGCGUUCGAGUCUCUGCGUCUGGACUUCCUCCUCCUCGUGGCUUAUUUCACAUUUUUCUAUGCCGCAACCUGGCGGAUCAAUGUUGUCCUUUUUGAGAUGGCGCCGAGGCAGCAAGUCGGGGAGGGCAACAGGUCCGGCACGUCAACCUGUACCAUGGAUCUGCGAUUAGAUUUGUUGCACAUCUCAGCUGAUGUUUUCCACAAUCCGCAAGGCCUCGGCAUUUGCGCCGUGGCGCUGGCGGUGAUUCUAGGAGGGGAGUUGCAAAGCUUUGAGCCGUCUGCAAACACGCUCUAUCGGCCAGAACAGAAGAAGGACAUCGUGUUCUAUGCCUUCCAACAGCAGGUUCCCGGCACGGAGCCUGUGUUCGAUUACUGGAAUCCCAAGGAAAACGAGCACACUUUCCACAUGGGAGAUCCCUGGCCAUGUGAGGAGAAGGGAAAGCACCCGGUCUUCUAUGCAUACCCCCUCGGAGACGACAAGAAAGGACUGCUGCAGCCAGUUCACAGCUUUUGGAAUUCAGGUGAGAAGAAGCACACCUUCCAUUUGGGAGAUGCUCGAGCACAUGAGGAUAAGCAUGAGCCUCAUUUCCUGGCGUUCCGCGAGCCACUCACCUGGAAGUCAGGAGUGAUCUGCGAUGGUGCACCAGCAGUGAACCGUGCCAAAUGGCUGAUGGAGAACAAGGGCAUGAGCGAGGCAGAGGCCCAAGCAUUUGUUAUCGGCGAGUUCCCCAAUCUGUUCGACAAGUCUGCACCACCUUCCGGGCAUUUUGUGGAUGGCAAAUUCCCACACACCCUCGAACUGGUGAAGGAUGAUAAAGGCAAGAGCAGAUUGAAGUCCGCCGUUACGCCGUCCAACCACGAGAGCAUUACCAUGAUCGCCGUGCACUACAGCGUCAACGGUGAGCCGGGCAAGGAAGACAUGAAUUUCGACAUCAACAAGCCGGAGGUCACAUAUUGGUUGGCUGCUAUGGACAAGGGUUUGAUCACAGAGAUGCCAGAGAAGGCCUGCCCCGUCAAGGCUCCACCCGACUCAGAGGUUCCGGUGCACACGUCGACGGCGGGCUCGGAUUUCUGUGUCCUUCUUGACCACUUGACCUGUGCCUUCCAAGCCGACAUAGGCUGGGAGUAUGUGGCAUGGGUUGCGUUCGGCCUGGCAGCGCAUGGUGUCGGAGAAGGGUAUCAGACAGGAUGCAAGCUGCACCUUCAUCACUGGUACUGGGCUUUCCUCGUCUGCCACUAUGCAGUCUUCGACUGUCUUCUAUCGCGUUUUGCCCAGGUGGACACACUGGUGCUCAACGUCCCUCUGGCGAGCUUCGCCAGAGCUCUGAUUGAUGGUCUGGAAGAGACUAUGGCCGCCAACCACUUGGGCCACUUUCUCCUGGCCUGGAUGUGUGCCGCGGAGACAUCAUGGCAGCCUAUCCUGCCGAAGUGCAUUAGUGAGCCAUGCCUUCACAUCAUUCUGGACCAGGGCUAUGUCAGUACUAGGAAUGUGCUGGAGGGUGCUGUGAACAUUGCCAAGCGCGGUGUUCGUCGACUAACCAAGGACACCUGGGAAGAUCGCAGCCUGGUUGUGCGAGUGAGCAAUGCCACAUGCGAGACCAUUGUUUUGCGGGAGCCGAUCUGUGUUGCGGCCGGCCAGUGUGUCCUCUCAUUCCAGAAGCUCUUUCCCGGACAGACAGGAACUAUCCGGUUCUUUUCGUCAGGUGGGGAGUUCAUCGGCAAUGCCACGAGUGGAUGCCACCACGCAGGCGCUGUCGAACUGGCAAUCCACGAGCACAGGCUCUUCAUCGGAGAGUCCUGCCCUUUUGGUCAGAGCACCUUCCUCAAGAACCAUCGCUUCAUUGUCAGCUUUGAGCCACCCAGCAGGAGCCUGCACGACUUCUACGCUGAGAUGCCUGCGCAAUUCAUGGGCUGCCGUGGCACCCAGAAGACGGUGAUUCGAGAGGGCCUUUGCGCUCGCGUGCACGCACUCUCCACCGAGAGCCCAGCAGCUGCGGACAUAGUGAUCCUCCACGAAGACUAUCAUCAAGUCGAAUAUGAGCUUGAUUGCAUCCAACAGCUCCAGUUCGCGGAGUGGUGCGCGGGGCAUGCGCUAUUCCAGAAGUAUUUGGGAAGCGCGAUGUUCCUUGCCGAAACCCGCGCCGUGACACACGCUGUGAGGCAUAAGAAGAUCAGCCUGGCUGACAAAGCUUUUGCGCUGUCAACUCUCAUAGAGGCUUUCAUCAUCACGGGCCUGUGCCGAGUUUCUCCAGACCUGCUGGGUCAGAAUUUGGCCAGCUGGCAGCGAAUACGGGCAGCCGCCACUCAGGCUCCGCCUGAAGAACUGGAGAGCCAGAAGCUCCUGCAGGACUACAUUGAGGAAUCUCAGAUGCUCCUGCGGACAACGGCGGUGCAAUGCAUGAUACUGCUGGGCCCGGCAGUCCUGGACUGCAAGGCUGCCGGAAGCUGGCCCGAGGCAGGACAUGGACCUGACUUGGACAAAGAGCUCAGCGCCAGGGAAGCUACCUUCAAGUCAGUGAGGAGCAUCCGAGGACGUGCCUCGUUUGCAGAGCGUCUCCGCAACAACGACAAGACCGACACAGGCUCAGUGAGUUCGUGGAGCGUCGUGCCGCGGCGUGGCUGCUGCAGCGGCGCUAUGGCCACCGAGAGCUUGGAACGGGACAUGUUGCUGUCCUUGCUGCGCCAUUGCGUCCACGUGGGAGCGGAGAUCGUCAUCAAGCGAUCAAGGUUAAUGCACAUCCUAGUCGAGCAGCAGGGGGAGCCUGCCAAGCAGGCCAUCCACCGCUACUCCAGGGAACUGGGCCUGACCCAGCGGAGUGUACACGAGAGCAGCUCAGGAGAGGUCGCAGAGGUGAACAUGCACUUCUUCUGUCCUGAGAUUUUUCAAGUUCUAGGCGACGCCGUGAGCCCAGAGCGAGUGAUGGAAUCGUUGGGCCACGGCUCGGGAGAGUACAGGGUGAUGCCAACGAACUCCAAGUCCGGCGAACUCUUCCUUUUCUCGUCUGACCGGCAGUUCAUUAUCAAAACUCUUUCCGGCAAAGAGCUAAUGCUUCUGGCACGGAUGAUGCCUGCAUACUUCGACCACGUCCAGCACUGGCCACGAUCAUUCAUCGUGCGGUAUGCAGGAAUUUACCGUGUGAUGUUUGCAGAUCAGCCGAUUCACUUCAUCGUCAUGAAGUCUGUUUUCGAUCCAAGGCUACAGGUGCACUUGAAGUUCGACCUCAAGGGCUCUCUGCACAAGCGCAAGUCCAAGCCCGGAGAGUCUGUCGGCAAAGACCAGGAUUGGGUAGAAGACCAGCGCUGCCUUCACUUGCCGACGGCUGUGCGACGGCAGUUUGCAGCUCAAGUCGAGGUAGACCUGCAGCUAUUGGAAAGUUUUAAGAUGAUGGAUUACUCCAUUCUCCUCGGAACUCACUUCGCCGAGCGCGAUGUGCAGGAUUUUCCGCUUUCUCCGGGCUGGGGCGAUGGGUAUCUGGUGUCGGAGGACUGCGCCGAGGUGUACUUUGUUGGUAUCAUUGACUUCUCCAUCAAGUACAGCAUCAAGAAGCAGGCAGAGAACCUUCUCCGCGUUGCCCAAGGCACAGGCGAGAAGACUUCCUGUGUGUCUGCUGACACUUACGCCGAGCGACAGCUCAUGUUCCUCUACGAGAAGGUUGUCCAGACGAUGCCGGGUGCCGGUGACAUUGGCACGGAAGGACGUCUUCGCAUUCAGGUCCUCAGAGCAGAGAACCUGAUAGCUGCGGAUUGGAACGGGAAAUCGGAUCCUUACGUCACCGUGAAGUUGGGGCUUUGCGUCAAGCGCACGGCAACGAUUCCGACGACACGAAAUCCCGUCUGGAACUGCUUGUUGUAUCUGCCUGUGCAUGAGGCACAUCACAGCCAGGAAGUCCAAGUCACGGUUUGGGAUGAGGAUCACCUCAAAACCCUACGUGGCAACGACGACUUUCUAGGGCGGCUCUCUGUUCCAAUGACGUGGAUCAUGCAGGGACCCGUCGAUCUGGCGGAUGCCGAUUUGUGUGAUACAGUGCAUGGCAAGAUAUCGAUCCGCUUUAUCUACGAGUCGGCCGAGGAUCUGCUGGACGACGCUUCGUCAACAACAGCGAGCGUCUCCCGGACAGAGCAGGAGCUUAGCCAGAAACAGGUUGCGUGCUUUGUCUGUGGCAGCUUGUACCGGUCCGCUGCGAUGGCGCUGAGCCGCAUCUGA